CGCAUGCGUGUUGUUAUACUGGGAAUUUCCAACAGCUGAGGAGGCGUAGCUAGCCAUGACUAGCACUUGUUAAAGCUUGGACAUGGCUGAUAACAACCCCAAGAUCAUGAAUCUGUCGUCUUGAUGAGUGACCUUGAACUCUACCAAUGCUGAAACCAAGCAAUGGAAUAGAUGCAAGUCUGUGUGCCAAGGAAAACCUCCCCCCUGACGUUAUCUUGCAUGACAGAGGCCUGUUUUUCUGGAAACAAGUCAGGCUUUGAGCCAAAACCAGAGAUGCUCAUACCAAGGCAUCCUUAUGGGCUACAGCCUUGCUACACCAACUGAAAGCACUAGAAAACUGCACCUCUUGCUUAGAGGAUGUGCUACUGAGUGGAUGCAAAGACUGACUCCUCUGCCAUCUCUCCACAACAUUAACAAUUAGUGUAUACGGUUUAAAAAAUGGUAACCAAAAAUGGUGUCUGAAUGUGGCAUUUUGUGGUUGGGCAUGCUAAAAGGUGUGAGGCUCUCUCCAAAAAGUAUAACAGCUGACUAAUAGUCUGCUGCUAAUAAUGGAUGCCAAGUUAAAAGAGGACCUGUUCCGGAGGUAUGUGACAGCACUGGAGAAGCGCCUGGAGGAAGGAGGGGAUAACAGGGGGACUGGAAGUACGCAAGAAGGGGAAAGAAGCAGACACAAGGACAGUGAGGCUUUACUUUCCACAGCCACAGCUCUGCUAGGAGCCUAUCAGCCAGAUCCGGCACAGCGAUUUCGCAUGGUGCGUUUCUAUGAGGUAGUAGAGAACUCCCUCCGCUCUCAGAGAGGAGUUAACCUGAAGGGCCUGGAGAGAGCCUUCCAUACCCUGGAAACCAUCUGCACCAACCUCCUGCUCUUCCCUUGGAAGAAGGAAUUCAGAUGUAUAAAGACCUUCACUGGCCCAUAUGUGUACCAUCUGCAGUCUGCCAUUUCUGAUGCUGAACUCCGAACUUUAAUGCGCACCAUUGGCUACACCUGUGACCAUGAUUCGCAGUUCCAUUUGCAGGAGCAUCCAGGAGGUGCAAAUCAUCUGCGGCAGUUGGCAUUUGAACUCUUCCUGGCCCAGGCAGAGUGUCGUCUUCUGGGAGAGGUAGUGGCUCUGGCCCGUGGUUCAGCGUCAGAACUGGAGGCCCUGGAGCUCCGCAGAGGUUGCAGAGAUGAUGCAGCUGGCUGUGCUGAAGCGCUCCGCAGACGUGACAGCCUUGGGGCAGAUAUGGCUCGGCUGUCCGUGCGGCCAUUGGAUAUUGAAAAGCCUCAUGCCCACCACCUUAGGCGAGGUAGCCGACCAUCUAAGUCUGUGGAUGUUACAGAUGGGGCUGGUCACUGGCAUGCAGCGGUUAGCAAGCCUGUCUUGAAGGCUUCAUUGAGUCUGAGGAAGGAGCCUCUAUUUGUGGAUGCAGAGGAGGAUAUGAAGGAUGAGAUCAUCAGGCCCAGCACCUCAAUAUCUCUUUCCUCUGUGGCUGUUCCACCUUCCUAUAGCCCUGUUGCAGAUUUCUUCCCAAUUCAGUCACCUCCCCCAGCGGAUCCCUACACAUCCUACCAUCCAUCCUCUUUAGAUGAGAUUGACUUGUACACAGAGAGGGGUGGGGCUGGCACAGGAGGAAGGCAGACCCCGUCUCGACCUCUAUCCAGAGAGCCUCGAGAUGGAAGGGAUGGGUGGCUGCACAAAGGUCAUGGUAGUGUGAAGUGCCAGGGUUGCGGGCUGGGCUGCACCACAAUGGCCUCCUGCCAGAGGUGUGACAUGAUCCUCUGUUCUGCCUGUCAUGAUGUGGACCCCUCCCCUUGCUGUGGCCUCCAGGACUACCAUCCAAAAUCUCCACGACCCCUUGAUGGAUACAUUCCUGUCAAGGAAAAGCUCUCUGUCUACUCUAAUACUCAUACUCACUCCCAUCUCCAUCCACACCCCCUCACACUGACCCACUCACAUUCUCAUCCCCACCCUCACCCUCAGAUGGUGGAGAAGCCCCUCAUGUCCACUAAGCUGUUUCCCAGCAAGUCUGUUGCCUUGACAACACCAAAGGGAGGCAGCAGUGAGCGAAUAAGCAUGGGGGGAUCGCGAUGCGGGUUUUGCAACAAGCCAGGUGCAUCACACACCUGUGUGAACUGUUCGAAAGUGUCAUGUGACUCGUGCAUGGGCUUGUAUGCAAAAGAUAUGUGCACGCGAAAGAAUCCUCAGCACAACUUUGUGCCCAACCAUCAGCUCAACUUCAAAACUGGCACCAUAUCUCACCUGGUGUACCGAUGAAUCAGGCAGCCAGAAUAUUUUUUUCCCUUCCACUCCCCUCCUUUAACCUGCAACAUAGUCUUGCACGAUUGCUUUAGCUUUCUUUCCAUUUAAAUCAUUCAUGUUCUUCAUCUCAGUCCAGUGCUUUAUUUAUUUUUUUGGUCUUAGUUUUUUUUUUUCCUAACCCUCUUUUAAACUUUGUACAUUUUAUCUUACUGUUGUAGGGCCAUUGGAUGCACAUGCCACAGAGAGCCAUAUCGUCUGCCCAUCUCUCUGCCUUGUACAAGUUCAGGCCUUUUAUCUAUUUCUUCUUCCUUUUACCUUGCUACCUGCUCUUGAGUAGUCAUGUGAUGUUGUAGCGCUUCCCAAAUCCCUCAAAUCUUGUCCUCAUCAAAAAGGGAAACUGGAGAAAGUUUAAUUCCUUCUCAUUUUGAAUGAAUUCCGUCCAAAUGAACAUAAUCUACUUUGCCUAAUUUCUCAGCUAAAAAAUCUUCUAAUAUAUAUAAAUAUAUAUAUAAAUAUACAGUAUAUAUAUAUAUGUGUGUGUGUGUGUGUGUGUGUGACUGAAUGAGUGAACGUGUAUGCGUGAGUGAGUGUAAAAAAGACCUCUGAGCUUGCAUUGUGAUAAAGGGGUCUUUUUAACUUGAAAAAAAUAUAGGAAAAAAGAGAAAACAUACACUGGAAGUCAAUAAGUCAAUAGUAUAUAUUUUUAAUCUCUAUUCUCUAGAACAACGUGAGACUGUUAAAUGGGCAUGAGGCCUGGCAUUAGGAAUUUUGGGGUAUAAACUUAUAUAUGUGGGUAUGGGGUGGGGGAUAUCUCAAGGGGACACACUGAGACAAUGGUCGAAUGCCAUAGAUUCUAUUUAAAAGAUUAUGCCUUGUAAAUUAAUCCUCAAUUGUUUCUGGUUGUAGGACUGGGGUUAAAUGCUGCUGUUGACUUGAGACAUUGAAGACAAGCGGCGUUGAUUUCUUUCUGGUAGUUGUGUCAGUUCCAAGCCCCCACUCCUUUUCAUUACACUUCUCAAGCCUUCAUGGAUCAUGAUGUUGUAGUGCCCCUGCACUAGAUCAGUGGUUCCCUGUUAGUCUUGGGUGGGACCACAGGAAGUCUCACACUGGGCCAGAAAUCUAGGGAUUAUGGUUCAAUUGAACAGUUUGUCAGACUAUUGAUAGGAUAGGUUUUAGGCAGUAUGAAAGUACAUACUCUAACAUGGUUUCUGUCUACCUCAAAUGGCUUCAGCUUAUACACCCAGUAUGACAUUGUGGUUUUAAACUAGCCCUAAGAUCUAAAGAUUGUUUGUUUAUUGCAUCUUUCAUUUCUAAUUUAUGUUUAAGCAAACUAGAAAGCAUCACCCUUUUACAAUCAGCUGAGCCUGUCAAGUGGUAGAGGCCAGCAAAGACAUCAAAAAUGUUACACAUGCAAACUUUAAUGCGGUUCAGUAUUUUGACAAGUACAUAGCAGUUAAACACUUAUUUGCAGUUUUGCUGAUGAACUAUUUACCACAUUGCUUUUUGCACUAUAUUUCACAGAGCUUUCUGCACAGCACAGUGACUGCAGGCUGGAGUUUUUGAUUUAUUUCUUGCUAGUUAGUUUUGACAGCACAUUUUUAAACACUAAAUCUGCAUCUGUUUGAUGUAUGGGGGCAGAAUGGGAGGUAGUUAUGCUAAUAAACUAAAGUAAUGAAUUAAACUGCAUAUUUUAAGGGGUAGAUAUACUCUGCUUACAUUUGAAACUGAGGACCAUACAUUUAGUGUUUACCUUUAGUAAUUAGACUUUCAUUUUCAUUGUAAUCUCAAUUGUAAUAUUUUAUAUCGCAGUUGAUCGUCACCAAGGGCUAAUUUUAAAUCACAUUGCAUUAAACAAAAAAGUCUGAGUCUGGGUUAUUUUGACAGACUGCUUAGGCUGUUGUAGCCUUUAUGUUCUGUCAGGAGUAACCUCUAAAUGCCUUAAACUCAUUCAGCUGUCUUAUCCUAGUGUAUUUAAGCUCUUGAUGUUGUUGUUCUCACCCUGUUUUGUCUUUAACCAGCCUGUAGGUUUAAAAUUAACAUGUGGUUAACAGGCUAGAAAAUGAAGUUCACUUCUCUGAUGGUGAAGUGAAGAAUUCAGAGUGAAUUAAAAUUACACCUAAGAGUAUGGAGUAUGUGUUGAAUACAGAACAUACCUACCAUGUAUAUUAACAUAAAUAUGCAGCAAUGAACACAUUGUACAUCUGUAAACAUUGUAGAUGUUUUGCUUGGAAACAGGUUUGGUAUAUAUUUUGUUUGCGUAGAGAUAUUACCUUAACACAUUGGUUUCAGAAAGUGACAUCUGAUUUCAUUCUUUUCAUUCCUUCCCUUCAAAACUGAAAAUUGUCUUUUGUGUCUUUAUCAUAUUAAAGAAGGGAUCUUUUGAUACCAAUUAGAUGUAGUUUUAGCGGUUCUUUGAAAGAUGUUCUUUUGCUAAUUUGGGUAUCAAAAAUAGAAGUCUUGAGUGCCCUUAUGGGAGGUGUGCAAUUUUUCUGUUUCCAUCAAAGAAGACUUUCUAGAUAUUUAUCAUAGCUAUAUUUCAGUUAUUCAAUUCAAAUCAUACCAGCAACAAAGACAACUUUCAGAUGUAUUGAGCCAUGUUGAGUGAUCAUAUUGCCAAAUGAAGAACAAAUAUCUUACCGGAGGAGAAAACAAAAUUAUGUGGCUUGCCUGGAUGUACAGUUAAUGUAACAUAAAUCUGUGAUUUUGCUAAAGUUUAGCUUCGUGUCUGUAGAUGUUGGCCUUUUUAAGAAGCCUAGAGAGAAACCCCCCCCCAUCAACAUAGAUACCUACUCACACACCAUCGGAUGUGUCACUUGAAACAGUGGACUGAUAACUUGUGUAGGUCACUACAAAGGGCUAAACAGUCUGCAGGGCUGCUGCUAAGUUUGUGGGCACUGUUUUAACGUUUUAAUGAGAAACUGACAGAUCAAUAUCUAAUGAGGGGCUUACAUUCAUCAGUUGUUAUGAAUUACUGAUGUUGGGAAAACAAAUGUCAUGGAACACUGAGCCAUUUUAACAUGAUUGGUUUAUCCCACACUUGAAACACUCAAGUCAUUGUGGAAGUGAAUGCUCCCCUUUACCUCUGUGUGGUUAUCUUACUGAUAUUAGCAGUCUUGGUGUAGUUAGGCAGCCUCUACCCAUUUCCCUAACCUUCCUCUUGGCAUGCUCUGUACAAGGCCCAUACCCAUACCCACACCCCACCCCACCUACCUUGGCACUGAGGAUCAUCGCACAAUGUAUUUGAAGGGGUAUGGACCUUGUGAUCAAUGUGUGGGCUUACAUGGGGUGGAAAGGGAAAAUAGCCAAAAAUUGUUAAUUGGUGAAUAUAUAAAGAGAAAUGAAAUGAAGCAAAACGUAAAUGAGAUUUUAUAAAUUAAUUUAAAGAAUAAAGUUCUGAAA
Molecule: messenger RNA, 5639 nt
Organism: Pelmatolapia mariae (spotted tilapia)
Lineage: Eukaryota; Metazoa; Chordata; Actinopteri; Cichliformes; Cichlidae
Gene: spata2
Product: spermatogenesis associated 2
Exons: 3
Coding region: 549-2255 (568 amino acids)
Biological process (GO): regulation of tumor necrosis factor-mediated signaling pathway; regulation of necroptotic process; protein linear deubiquitination
Cellular component (GO): cytoplasm
Source: RefSeq, a predicted model, not a curated record